Molecule: messenger RNA, 843 nt
Organism: Fusarium odoratissimum NRRL 54006
Lineage: Eukaryota; Fungi; Ascomycota; Sordariomycetes; Hypocreales; Nectriaceae
Exons: 3
Coding region: 1-843 (280 amino acids)
Source: RefSeq, a predicted model, not a curated record
AUGGGCUGUUUCGGCGCUGACAAUGACACAAAUCGGGUAGACGAGGAGACUGCAGUCCGGGGCGUACAGGUUGAUUUUAGCGAUGAUCGCUGGAUUGUAGACCUUGAACUCGAUAACAUUAUCAGCAACAUAUCGGAGAACGAGAGCUGGACAACUUCAUUUCGUAGGGGGUUUCAGGGCGCCAAUGACAAUGAACAACCCCCAAACGAACUAGGCAAAAGUUAUCGGAUCAACUUUGCUGUCCUUCAGCGAAUACAGUUGAAGCAGCUCCGAACUAAGCUCGCCAAACAUGCAGUCUCUCUAAGAUGCGAAGCGGGUGAACCUCAAGGGUGGCAGGACACUCUUAAAAACUAUAUACAAGCACUCCAAAACUAUGAAUAUAUGGAAAGACGAAGUCUGCAACCUGAAGACCCGUUCUACAUGAGCGGCGAGAAAUAUCAAGACCGAAAGCUCCUUGAAACCAUCAUAGGAGGCGAAGCAUAUAGAUUUGAAGGCAAAAAGGUAUUUCCUGCUAUAGGUAACUGGCAAAAGGGUCCUGAUGGAUCGAGAUCUGUUCGAGAUACAAGACAAGAUAACUAUCAGCGGAACUGGAAGGUAGGUUUCCACCAAAGACUUGCCGUGGCGGCCGUAGGUGGUAUAUUUCUCAUGGCCCCUAUGUGGCUGAUGGUCUUGCAUAAUACUCUCUACACAGCUUUGGUUUCGACGACGGUGUUCGUUGCUGUUUUUGGAUCAAUGGCUGCGCGUUAUCUUACGAGUUUGAUGGACGUUAUGUCGAGUACAGCGGCUUAUGCUGCUGUGUUGGUUGUUUUUGUUGGGCUGAUCACUGAAAUGCACGAUGGCUGA